Salvia miltiorrhiza (redroot sage) is the source of this 987-nucleotide messenger RNA. RefSeq lists its product as uncharacterized. The record is from RefSeq and is a predicted model, not a curated record. Gene Ontology annotation, cellular component: nucleus. NCBI's taxonomy places the organism in Eukaryota, Viridiplantae, Streptophyta, Magnoliopsida, Lamiales, Lamiaceae. The transcript has 6 exons. The coding region runs from base 176 to 847 and encodes 223 amino acids.
AUUGGGCCAUAUUUUACAUGGACUUAAAUCACAGUUAGUAAUGGAGAAAAUUAAAACAUAGGUAGAAGCCCAAUCUAAUUACUUCACCUUAAUCGUCCCUUCCACUUCACCUACAACUGUGAAAUACAAAUACAAAUCGAAGACGUUUCACUGCAAAAGUGCAAUUCAAACAUCAAUGACAUCAACAGACGAUGAGCAACGCAACUCCCAUCAAAAUCUUCAAAUUUCUAAGGAGACCCGCAACUGUACAAGCGAAGAUUCUCAGAUUGAGCAAAAGCAACUGAUAAAAGAACCACAAGAAGAAGAAGAAGAAGAUGAAGAAUUGCGACGGCUUUUGUUGCCUAAUGUGGACGAAUUGCCUCAAGUUCCCCCUUCCGCUGUUGAAUCCAAUUUCACAACUUUUUUCGCUCCGGAUAUUAUGAAGCCUGGACAUGAUCAGUAUGUUCAUCGUCAUGCCAAUGGGCUGUGCGUAAUUGGUUUGGCGCCGCAUCAUGUGGCAUUGAAGGAGAAAGGGGGAAUCGUUUCAGUCGACUUUAAUGUAGGGAAAUCCGACCGGAGCGGAAUUAAAGUCACUGGAAAGCGCAAAAAGAAUGCGCAGCAUUUUGAAUCCAACACGGCAUUAUGUAAAGUGUGCACUGCUGAGGGUUCAUACAUAGUGAGAUGUUGUGUAAAAGGGUCUCUAUUAGAAGUGAAUGAAAGGCUAAUCAAGCAACCAGAAUUGCUUAACACGAUGCCAGAGAGAGAGGGAUACGUUGCGAUUAUGAUGCCAAGACCUGCAGAUUGGCUCAAAGCAAAGGCCUCUCUGCUGGACUUUGAAGGCUACCUGAAGCUGAGAACAGAGCAGUGACUUGAUUUAUGCUCACCAGUGCUUCCUUCUGUCGCAGUGAGUCUUGAGGGCUUGUUGCAACAAAUUGCUUUCUCAACUUUUUGAAAAUGUAGAUGGAACUUGUAACUUUAUCUAAUUAAUUGGAUCUAACAUUAUUAUCC